ACAAAAAUUAAAAAACGUUAAUAAUUCCUAAAAAAAAUUAUUCCUACAAAAUAAAUCCAGUUGAAAAAAUGAGAGCCCCAAGAUAAUCAUCUGCAUUUAAAUUCCUCUACAAAUAAAUUAAAACAGUUUAACAGUUUUAUCGUAAACAAUUUUUCCUCUCGUACUUGCCGAGAUUUUUCUAUUUUUAAAAAUGAUAUCUAGGUGCCAGGAUUGAACCCACGUCACAGCAUAACCUGUGGAGUAUUGAUAUCGAGCCGCCUAUCACAUGAUCUGAAUUACCACAAUUAUCAUGAGAACCGCGAUGUAAUAUUCGUAUCCCAGUGCCUAACGCGGUGAUAAUUGUUUAAAUCUCAUCAAUACUCCAAUCAACCCCGAGGAUUUCCGUUAAUUAAAUUAUUCCCAACAUCUGUGGACCACAAUGGAGCAGCUGGAGACUAAAUCUGACGAUAAAAAGGGAAAUCCACCGUCGCAUAUGACAGAUUGUGGGAUCUAUGCGUAUUUAUCUGUCUGCAGUAUCUGCCUCGGGGAGUUGUUUCCUGGGGAAUGCAAUGCCGAGUUCAACGAGAAAUACGUCAGAUCGUUGUGCAGGUAUUUUCGAGUGAAGGAGACACAGGAAAAUGUUAUGAUGGUCCUGGUGAUGGGUGAUUCUGGUCAGGAUACCAAGCCCUACGUCUCGUUACUGAUGAACGAGCCAGGAAUCGAUGGCAGGGGCAUCCUGGUGAUCCAGCUGACUGUCUUCAUUGCUGUUCAGAGUGGAAUUGCAUCAGGAGAAUACGACGCCCGUCAGAGAGUUCUAGUCCGAAAACUCUCUGAUCUGUUUCUCGUGCCGUUCGACCUGGUGGAACUCUACGAGCACUCGCUGGUGUCGAUGCUCAACGAUGACGAGCCCACAGUAACAGAGGAAGAGCAGAGGGCGAGUGAUCGUCGAAGAAAAAUCAAGAAAAUCAAGCGAUACGCUUCAGUAGGAAUAGCAACUCUAGCUGGUGGGACUCUGAUAGGAUUGACAGGUGGACUGGCAGCUCCUCUGAUCGGUGUCGGAGUGGGAACCAUCCUGGGAGGGGCAACCACCGUCGCCUUGACGAGCACCGCUGGAGUAACAAUUAUUGGCUCAAUUUUUGGAGUUGCUGGAGCUGGACUGACAGGCUACAAGAUGAACAAACGAGUGGGUCACCUGGAGGAGUUCUCCUUCCAGCCCCUAAGUUGCGCCUCACAAACCGACAGUCAGUUGCACAUAGCAAUAGCCAUAACAGGAUGGCUGAAGUCUGAAGAUCCUGGAGCAAUCCUCCGUCCUUGGAGGUGCUUGGCCAUUUCCAGGGAGCAGUACGCCCUGAGAUACGAAACAAAGUACCUGGUGGAAUUGGGUCAGGCGCUGGAGUACAUUCUGAGCAUGGCAGUGUCAUUCGCCACCCAGGAGGCACUCAAGUACACAAUCCUGAGUGGUCUGAUGUCGGCGAUAGCCUGGCCUACUGCUCUUCUCUCUAUAUCAUCGGUCAUUGAUAAUCCCUGGUCUGUCUGCUGUCGUCGGAGCUCCGAGGUCGGCAAACACCUGGCACAUGUCCUCCUGAGUCGACAACAUGGGAAGAGACCUGUCACCCUCAUCGGCUACUCUCUCGGUGCACGAGUAAUUUUUUAUUGUCUUCGAGAGAUGUGCCAGACUGGGGGUAAAAAUGCCCUGGGAAUUGUCCAGGAUGCCAUUCUCCUUGGGGCACCUGUCACUGCUGAUGAGAGACAGUGGGGCAUGUGCUCGAGAAUAGUAGCUGGAAGGGUUGUCAAUGGAUAUGCCAGGAGUGAUUGGCUCCUCAGGUUUCUUUACAGGACUUUCUCAAUGACAACAGCUGUUGCCGGGCUCAUGCCUCUGAAUCACUCUGGAAUCGAAAAUAUUGACCUGGGGGCUGUUGUUGGGGGUCAUAUGGAGUACUCGGAGAAGCUCGAGGAUAUCCUCAGGCUUGUCGGGGUCAAGCUCAGACCUGGGGAGAUCCUUGAUGACUAUGGACUCCUCAGGAAUUCCACGUCGGAGUACGAUCAGAGGAAUCUCCAGCGAAAUCUCAGCACUGGAGACCUGAAGGAAUCAAAAUCCGACACUUGUCUUUCAAAGGCUCUUCCAGAUUUAUUGAAAAAAUAAAUUGAAUCUACAGAUCCGUCCCUAUCGCCUAGUCAAUUGGUGCAAUGAGGUGUCAAAUAUAUUAAUAUUAAAAUUGCUGUCGAAAGUACGUCAAAUCCGCUGGCGGUAUUUAUUUAAAUAAUUGUAUUAUCCAGACUAAUUGAGGACCACAGCCUUCGGUUAAUCUACUGCUGAAUAAUUCCAUGUUACUAAUAAUUUUUUAUUAAUUCAUGUACAAACGGUAAAUAUUAAACAAUUAUAUUUAUACAGUA
Messenger RNA from Fopius arisanus, 2373 nucleotides. RefSeq names its product transmembrane and coiled-coil domain-containing protein 4-like. The transcript has 7 exons. Lineage: Eukaryota; Metazoa; Arthropoda; Insecta; Hymenoptera; Braconidae. The record is from RefSeq and is a predicted model, not a curated record. Bases 419 to 2122 code for a protein of 567 amino acids.